This is a messenger RNA of Mytilinidion resinicola, 2241 nucleotides long. RefSeq lists its product as uncharacterized. Gene Ontology annotation, molecular function: DNA-binding transcription factor activity, RNA polymerase II-specific; RNA polymerase II cis-regulatory region sequence-specific DNA binding. The transcript is spliced from 2 exons. Gene Ontology annotation, biological process: regulation of transcription by RNA polymerase II. NCBI's taxonomy places the organism in Eukaryota, Fungi, Ascomycota, Dothideomycetes, Mytilinidiales, Mytilinidiaceae. The record is from RefSeq and is a predicted model, not a curated record. The coding region runs from base 1 to 2241 and encodes 746 amino acids.
AUGUCUGGAUUCCAGGCCGUCAACACCACCCUCUUGGUGCCGGAGCACCCGCCAGCCCGCAUGGGCGAGGAGACCACGCCCACCACCCCGCGACCGAGCAAGUUCUUCGUCGACCAGCGGCCCGCGGAGGAUGCGCGAGUGGACGAGGCGAGUGCGAAAACGCCCACGCGGAACAGCUUUGCUGGCUUGGCCGCACAGCGGCCCUUGCCGUCGUCCCCAUUCACGCCGUCGCGGGAGAUCACCAAGACCCCAAGUCGGAACGGGGAACUGAGCAGGGAGAACUCGCAUCGCUCGACACACUCGGUGGACUCGCAGGAUGUGGAAAUGGGGGAUGAGGAUGACGGGCACGACGGGUCGGACAAUGAGAGCGUGAACAGCGACACGACGAGGCCGUCGAAGAAGAAGAAGGGCCAGAGGUUCUUUUGUACUGACUUUCCGCCUUGUCAGCUGAGCUUCACGAGGAGCGAGCAUUUGGCAAGACAUAUCCGGAAACAUACUGGCGAACGGCCAUUUCAGUGUCACUGCUCCCGCCGCUUCUCACGACUCGACAACCUUCGUCAGCAUGCGCAGACUGUGCAUGUGAAUGAGGACAUUCCAGGAGACUCGCUCGCGGCGACUGGCACAAGAUUCCAGAGGCAGAUUCGCACUGACAGGGUCAGGCCGCCUGGUAGUCGAUCUAGGGCAAAUACACUGGGUAGUCAGGGCGGUCAUAGUCGCGGACACAGCCGGAACCUCUCUUCCUCCAGUAUAACGUCGACGACGUCGACCAUCAGCACUGUGAGCACGCCUCAAGAUUCAAGAAGGCGUCCGCCCCCGCUAGCGAUGGCCAAUGAUGGCGCUGCGAGAGCCAGGCUGUCUUUGGAAACCUACAAUCCCCCGCUCAUGGGCAGUCCUGGACCGCAAUACACGAACUACGGCAAUCAGUCUCCAGGAGUCACUACGCCUACCUCUGCUACCUUCUCCGCAUCUGGUAGUCCGAGCAGAUUUCCCUCUGGGCUGCAGUCACCAAUCUCGACUGUCCCCCGAUCUCUAACUUGGGGAAGUAGAACUCCUGGACGACGGUUGUCUGUACCGUCGGGAGGAAACCCCUUUCAAGGACCUCAGGGGUCCCUUCCCGCUCCUCUUCCAUACCUGACACCAAUGCCAUCAUCAACAUCGUCUACGUUCUCCGGAAACAACAGCCUCUUUGCCAGCCCCACCAGUUCCGUCUUCUCUGAAUCAAGACGAGAGUCCAACGCAUCCGAGUCUGACUGGAGAAGGAGAACGUGGCAUCCUGGAACCUACUCCAGCCUCGGACCUCGUCCCGCGACAAGUGGAUUGAGUUACUAUCAAACCCCUGAUGCUCCCCACCCCUCAUUCUCUUCUCAACCUGCCGCAAGCCAGACCACCCGACUUCCUGGAAUCGAGAGCUUUGAUCAUGCGCCUCCACCUCUCUCACUUGCUCGCCGACAGCCAAGUCCGAUGCAAAUAGAUGCACCCAGUCGCGCCCCGGCAUUCCCUUCAAUGCAAGAACAAGUUGCGCCUCGGGCUGGUGAUCGAACCAGCAUAUCCUGGGACAGCUCUCUCCAGAAAGGGCUCAAUCGACUUGACAUCACUAGCCCUACUCCUCCAAGAGAGACGCAGGGAUGGUCUCAUUAUCAAGGUCCACAACAAUCUCAAGUUACAACAGUCCGACCGACAACCGCGCCUCACACGGGCUACUACAGCUACCAGUCCUCCACAGCUCCGGUUUCUCAACAAGCUCAAGCCCCACAGCGCGAGGCGGACCGCUUGUCUCAAGAACAGCCGGUUACUCCCCGCAAGAACAAGCGACAUGGCUGGUACAACGGCCCACUUCCCCAACCUCAGCCCGGCCGCACCAUCCAACGCACCUCUCCUGAAGACUCCAGCAGCAGCGAAGGCGUUCCUACCCCAUCCACUUCUUCGCUUGCAGAAUACCAUCCCGCCAUCGUCCACAGCAACGGCUACAUCGAGGCACAUCCGCCUGGCGUUCCCGUUGACGAACAGAAGCCUCCGGUACCACAGCCUGUGGUUGAUCGAGGCACGGUGUCGUUGCAGACGUAUUCGACUGCAGGACCACCGCCACAGCGGGCGUAUCAGGUUAACUCCAUGGAGCAUGAUAGAGUGGGGUUUGGGCAGAGGCCACACGACGCACACCCGGGAGCGAAUGAUAUGAGGAGAUUGGAUGUGCUAGUUGCGGUUGCGACGGGGGAGCAAGCGGGUGUGCCAUCGAGACCUUGA